AUGUUCUUUUGGACAACAAUAUUUAACAGAUCUAGAUUACCAGAAGACUAUUCAUCUACCGCUAAGUCUUCAGCAUCGGUUAGCAGUAGCAAAGUUAAUACGCAUGCACCUGUCACUGCUGCGGUUAGUAGCAUGACCAAGGUGCAUAGCAAGUCAAAUGGUGUUUUCCCUACAGCCGCAAUGAAACAUGAAAAUCCACAUUCCGUACUUCUAAUGGAUGCGUUUAGUCCACCAACAGCAAACGAUGUUCAAGCUAGCAGCAGAAGACCUCUAUUACCACGUCAGCCACCAAUUGGUGGCACCGAUAGAGAUGAAAACAAAUACAAAAGACGUACACCAGCAGAAAUAUUUGCUCGCUGGUCAAGGCGUUUCUAUGCACCAUCAUCACGUCCGCCCUGGCGACGUACGUGGUUCUUAGUGCUCAGCGGUAUAACAGCAUUUAUUGUGAUCAUUUAUAUAAUGGCUGUACUUGGUCGCAGUGGUUCUGAUGAUGCAUUAGGCGAUGCUUGGAAUAAUCCAAAUCCUAAUCCUAAACAUUAUGAAUGAAUGGAAUGGAAAGACAAAAUUAUAUAUAAAUAAAAACGACAACUCGAUAUUGAUGUGGCAUUUAAUUUUUUAUUCAUUUGCCCAACCACUAAAACAAAAAAGGAAUUCUGAUGCUGUUUUUAAAACAAUAAAUCUAUGCAGCACGCAGUUACAGCGUUUAUAACGAAUUAUUUAUCAAAUUUUAUU
Messenger RNA from Teleopsis dalmanni, 732 nucleotides. RefSeq names its product zinc finger protein-like 1 homolog. The coding region runs from base 1 to 546 and encodes 181 amino acids. The transcript is spliced from 3 exons. Lineage: Eukaryota; Metazoa; Arthropoda; Insecta; Diptera; Diopsidae. The record is from RefSeq and is a predicted model, not a curated record.